GCUCUUCCUCCUCCUCGCAGCAGCCUCACUCGCCGGCCCUCUACUACUCCAGCUCGACGUUGCCGGCGCAGAGAGUGAGCUCGCCCCUGUCCAUGCAGCAGGUGGGUUCGCCUACCAAGCUCCAGCGGGCGGGCUCCGCCUCCGAGGGCGGCGGCGGCGGCUGCUACGCCACCACGCAGCGGGUUUCCUCGCCCAAGCAGUCGCCCAGCCGGCUGGCCAAGUCGUACAGCACCAGCUCGCCCAUCAACAUCGUCGUCUCCUCCUCGGCGGGGCUCUCGCCUUCCCCGAUCCGGGUCACCUCCCCGCCCACCAUCCAGCCCAACACCUCCUCUCCCAUCCAUCAGCUGAGCUCCACCAUCGGCACCUACGCCACGCUCUCGCCCACCAAGAGGUUGGUCCACCCUUCCGAGCAGUACAGCAAACACUCCCAGGAACUCUACGCCACGGCCACUUUGCAGAGACCCGGGAGCCUCGCAGCUGGAUCCCGGGCUUCAUACACAAGUCAGCAUAGCCAUCUGGGCUCGGAACUAAGGGCGCUACAAUCUCCGGAGCAUCACAUAGAUCCUAUUUAUGAGGACAGAGUGUAUCAGAAGCCGCCUAUGAGGAGUCUCAGCCAGAGUCAGGGAGACCCUCUUCAACCAGCACAUACAGGAACAUAUCGCACUAGCACAGCCCCAUCUUCCCCUGGUGUCGACUCCGUACCCUUACAGCGCACAGGCAGUCAACACGCCACCCAGAACGCAUCAGCGACCUUCCAGAGGGCCAGCUAUGCUGCGGGCCCUGCCUCCAAUUAUGCAGAUCCCUACCGACAGCUGCAGUAUUGUCCUUCUGUUGAAUCACCAUACAGCAAAUCUGGACCAGCCAUCCCACCUGAGGGAACCUUGGCUAGGUCACCUUCUAUUGAUAGCAUUCAGAAAGAUCCCAGAGAGUUUGGAUGGCGAGAUCCGGAACUUCCAGAAGUUAUUCAGAUGUUACAACAUCAAUUUCCCUCCGUACAAUCUAACGCUGCUGCUUAUUUACAGCAUUUAUGCUUUGGCGACAAUAAGAUAAAAGCUGAGAUAAGAAGACAAGGAGGGAUACAAUUACUGGUGGCAUUGGACCAUCGGAUGACAGAAGUCCACCGUAGUGCCUGUGGAGCUCUGAGGACUUGGUAUAUGGGAAAGCUAACGAUACACAAAAUUGCUUUGAAAAACUGUGGGGGUAUUCCAGCACUUGUACGGUUACUCCGAAAGACUACAGAUUUGGAAAUCAGAGAACUGGUCACAGGAGUUCUCUGGAAUUUAUCUUCAUGUGAUGCACUGAAAAUGCCAAUUAUCCAGGAUGCUCUAGCAGUAUUGACCAAUGCAGUGAUCAUUCCUCAUUCCGGAUGGGAAAAUUCCCCCCUUCAGGAUGACCACAAAAUUCAACUUCAUUCAUCACAGGUGCUGCGCAAUGCCACUGGGUGCCUACGGAAUGUCAGCUCCGCUGGAGAAGAAGCUCGGAGAAGAAUGAGAGAAUGUGACGGACUAACUGAUGCAUUGCUUUAUGUGAUUCAGUCUGCUCUAGGAAGCAGUGAAAUUGAUAGCAAGACCGUUGAAAACUGUGUGUGCAUUUUAAGGAACCUUUCAUACAGACUCGCUGCAGAAACAUCUCAGGGACAGCAAAUGGGGACUGAUGAACUUGAUGGUUUACUUUGUGGUGAUGCCAAUGGGAAAGAUGCUGAAAGUUCUGGAUGCUGGGGCAAGAAAAAAAAGAAAAAGAAAUCUCAAGAUCAGUGGGAUGGAGUUGGUCCUCUCCCUGACUGUGCAGAACCACCAAAAGGAAUCCAGAUGCUAUGGCAUCCAUCCAUAGUCAAACCCUACCUCACACUCCUCUCUGAGUGCUCAAAUCCAGAUACACUGGAAGGGGCAGCUGGUGCACUACAGAAUUUGGCUGCAGGUAGCUGGAAGUGGUCAGUAUAUAUCCGUGCUGCAGUACGGAAAGAAAAAGGCCUGCCUAUACUAGUAGAACUUCUUCGAAUAGACAAUGAUCGGGUGUGUGCGGUUGCAACAGCUUUACGGAAUAUGGCCUUAGAUGUCCGAAAUAAAGAACUAAUAGGCAAGUAUGCCAUGCGGGACCUGGUUCACCGGCUUCCAGGAGGUAACAACAGUAACAGUUCAGCACAAAACAUGUCUGAUGAUACCGUAACUGCCAUCUGCUGCACCUUGCACGAAGUCAUCACAAAAAACAUGGAAAAUGCCAAGGCCUUACGAGAUGCAGGAGGAAUUGAGAAACUUGUUGGCAUUUCCAAAAGUAAAGGAGACAAGCACUCACCAAAAGUAGUGAAGGCAGCAUCUCAGGUCUUAAACAGCAUGUGGCAAUACAGAGAUCUGAGAAGUCUAUAUAAAAAGCGGGUGGCCCCAGACUUCAGAGUGGCUGAGGACAGAGGAUUUUCACCUACCCAUCAUUCUGAGUCAUGGCACGCUCAGCAUUCCCUCUCCCAGAACCAAGAAACCAGAAUCUAUUCCCAGACCCAGGAUGGAUGGUCACAGUAUCAUUUUGUAGCUUCAUCAUCAACGAUAGAAAGGGAUAGGCAAAGACCGUAUUCUUCUUCACGCACACCUUCCAUCUCUCCGGUGCGCAUGUCCCCCAACAAUCGUUCAGAUGGACUUAUCCAGCAUUCUGACCCAUUGCCUAGAGGAAAAACUAAGACCUUACAGAAGGCCAAUAUACCAACAGGGCCUGAAGCAGUGCUUUAUAUUCAACCAAGCAAUUCAGCAAGUGCCCCAGCCUCCCCUCGGGAAAUGAUCAGUUUAAAAGAAAGAAAAACAGAUUACGAGUCAACUGGAACAAAUGCUACUUACCAUGGGAAUAAAGGAGAGCAUACUUCUCGAAAGGACACCAUGACAGGUCAGAACUCUGGAAUCUCUACUUUGUAUAGAAAUUCUUACGGUGCACCUGCUGAAGAUAUCAAACACAACCAGGUUUCAACACAGCCGGUCCCGCAGGAGCCCACAAGAAAGGAAUACGAACCAUAUCAGCCAUUUCAAAAUUCAUCAAGAAACUAUGAUGAGUCCUUCUUCGAAGACCAAGUGCAUCAUCGCCCACCUGCCAGCGAGUACAACAUGCACCUGGGACUCAAGUCCACUGGCAACUACGUUGAUUUCUAUUCUGCUGCUCGGCCCUAUAGUGAACUUAAUUAUGAAACAAGCCACUAUCCAGCCUCUCCAGAUUCCUGGGUUUGAGAUUUUGGGCAAGGAAAAAAAAGAAGAGAUCCAGGAACUGUGCAUGUGCAUGCAUAUCACAAGACAUUCUUUUCCUGCAAAUUUAGUUUGUUAAAGCCUGUUCCGUAGGAAGGCCCUAAUACUCAGUCUGGAACAAUUAAGGUAUCUUUAGAUGGCUAAAAGAAUGGGAAACUAAGUGCGGGCGUGUUAUUAGAAAGAGUGGGAUGUGUAUCUAUUUCUGUAUCUAUAGAAUCCUAUCUCUUAAAUAUAGAUAUAGAAAUAUACUGGGGGGAGGGCAGCUUCGCAGUUGACCUUGUAAUGUAGAGUUUAAAACCAAUAGUACUGUACACUGAAUGUGGCUGAAGGAAGUUAGGGAAGUUACAACCACUGAAGUGAGUCCAGAGUUAAGCACAAGAAAAUGAACAGUUUACAAACCUUAUGGGGGACAGCUUCCCACCCUUUGUUUCCUCUCCAUCCAUUGUGAAUUUAGGCUUCAAGUUGCAUUUGGGAUUUCCUCUGUACAGCAAGAUGUUUCUUGCCUUUUGUUAAUGCAUUGUUGUAAAGUAUUUGAUGUACAUUACAGAUUUAAAAAACCAGAGAGAACGAGGGAGCAAAGUGCAUUGUGUAUAUUACAUCAAUGCCACCGUGUUUCUUCAUCUAUGGUUCUAAAUAUUGCUUCAAUUACACAACUUUGAAAUAUGUAUGAAUUUCCAGGGGUAUGGGAGGGGUUUUUUUUUUCCUUUUCCUUUUCCUUUUUUUCUUUUACCCAGUAUGUUUUAACAGGAGAAAACAAAAACUGAUAUUUAGCAGUAUUGUUCGUUCUGAUAUGUGAAAUGUUUGUGGCAACUAAAAAAAAAAAAGGCAUUCAGCAGUUUCUGAUAAUUAACAUUCAUCAUUCCACACUCCUUGUCAACAAAGUGCUUUUUCACUGCCUAAAAUUUUAGAUGUAGAUAUUUGAAAUAGAUUUUUUUUCAUUUAUACCAGUUUUCUUUAUGAUGAUACAGUGUUAAAAGAAAAUAAAUUACAAUUGAUCUGUCA
Molecule: messenger RNA, 4220 nt
Organism: Thamnophis elegans (Western terrestrial garter snake)
Lineage: Eukaryota; Metazoa; Chordata; Lepidosauria; Squamata; Natricidae
Gene: CTNND2
Product: catenin delta 2
Biological process (GO): cell-cell junction assembly; cell-cell adhesion; dendritic spine morphogenesis
Cellular component (GO): nucleus; cytoplasm; plasma membrane
Molecular function (GO): cadherin binding
Source: RefSeq, a predicted model, not a curated record